This is a messenger RNA of Brassicogethes aeneus, 681 nucleotides long. Lineage: Eukaryota; Metazoa; Arthropoda; Insecta; Coleoptera; Nitidulidae. The record is from the annotation of a GenBank genome assembly.
AUGAUUUUUGUGUGGCCAACUGGUAUUAACUAUGAAAAAGUGCUACUGUUAGUCUCAGACGCUGCACCUUACAUGGUUAAGGCCGGCGCAGGGUUUAAAUUAAUGUACAGCAAGAUGAUACACUUAACAUGCUUAGUGCAUGGUGUACAUCGCGUAGCAGAAACAAUAAGAAGUUUAUAUCCUACAGUAAAUACCAUCAUUUCAAACGUGAAAAAUGUUUUUGUGAAAGCACCUAGUCGGGUCGCUCAUUUUAAAAAGAUGGAACCUGAUUUGCAAUUGCCUCCACAACCAAUUCUCACUAGAUGGGGAACUUGGCUAAAUGGUGCCUUUUAUUAUGCAGACAAUUUUAAAAAGAUCCGGGAAAUACUCGAAAGUCUAGAUGAGGACGAUGCAGCAUCAAUAGUCGAUGCUAAGAAAGCAAUGUCUACAAGAGGAGUAAAAGAUGACCUAGUAUAUAUAAAAUGCCAUUUUCAGUUUUUAAUUCAGACAAUUGCAACAUUAGAAACAAAAGAUCAGUCGCUGUCAGUUUCUUUAAAUAUUAUUAAAACUUUAUAUCAGAACAUCGAGAAGGCACCUCGCAAAGUAGCAAAAGAAGUUUUAAAAAAGAUGAAAAAUGUUUUAGAGAAAAAUCCUGGGUAUGAGAAAUUAGUUAAAAUAAAUAAACUUUUAAAUGGUGACUGA